CGACGCAUCCACCGGCGAGGCUCCAUUCUCACCGGCGGCCGCGCUACGGCGCAGAAGAAAGGGCAGCGUGUUGAUGACUCGGAGGUUGUCGCUCGUGUUCCCUUCCAGGCCGUCUUCCUCGCUGACAGCUUCAACCUCAGGUUCCGCCCCAUCACCCUCGAGCGCCCCAAGGUGCUGUUGCCUCUGGUGAACGUUCCCAUGAUCGAAUACACUCUUUCUUGGCUCGAUUCCGUCGGGGUCGAGGAGGUUUUUGUCUUCUUCUGCUCCCACUCACAGCAGGUGAAGGACUACUUGAAAGAGUCUGAAUGGACGAAGCCUACAUCCAGGUUUUCUGUCACUAAGUCGCAUGACGCCAUUAGUGCUGGAGAUGCGCUCCGUGUGAUAUAUGAAAAAUCUGUGAUACAUGGGGACUUUGUUCUCAUAAGUGGCGAUACAAUUAGCAAUCUGAACUUAGCUCAGGUCCUCCGCGAACACAAGGAAAGAAAGAAAAAAGAUCCGCUUGCUGUUAUGACAAUGAUCAUUAAACACUCCAAACCAUCAAACUUGACACAUCAAACUCGGUUUGGCACUGAUGAAGUUCUAAUGGCUAUUGAUCCUCGAACAAAAGAGCUUAUUUUUUUUAUGAGGACAAGGUUAAUCCUUCUCAGCGGGUUGUUUUUCUAUUGAUAAAACGUUGUUAGCCAACAAUACUUCAGUUUAUUUGCACAAUGAUAAGCAGUGGCUAAAGGAAGCUUCGGAGGAAGAAGAUGAGGAUGACAAAUGAGUUAUCGACAUCCUUGUACGGAAGAAUCUUUAGAAUGUGCCUUGGUCUUAUUCCGACCCUGAUUCUCAUCGACGAAGGCAUAGUAUUUUACUAGGAAUCCUUGCAGCCCUCAGUUUUGAAAUCGAGGGAGUAGGAAAGUGAAUGUACAUCCGAAUUUGAUUUUCGUUGUUUUAUUUUUGGAUACUCAUGUCAUUUGGGGAAGGCAAUAAGAGAGUUGAGGAUCAUUAUGUUAUCUUUAUUUUAUUUUUUGCUUGUACAUAUUAUUUUUGGCAGCGAAGGAGUUUGCCAUGUGAAUAAAAGAUC
This is a messenger RNA of Zingiber officinale, 1066 nucleotides long. Its product is annotated as probable translation initiation factor eIF-2B subunit epsilon. Lineage: Eukaryota; Viridiplantae; Streptophyta; Magnoliopsida; Zingiberales; Zingiberaceae. The transcript is spliced from 4 exons. The annotation marks the transcript as partial. Gene Ontology annotation, biological process: biosynthetic process. Gene Ontology annotation, cellular component: eukaryotic translation initiation factor 2B complex. The record is from RefSeq and is a predicted model, not a curated record. Gene Ontology annotation, molecular function: translation initiation factor activity; guanyl-nucleotide exchange factor activity; translation initiation factor binding.